GUAAAAUCCAACAUGGCCGCGACGUGAAGGCUGAAAGCUCACAGUAACACGCCUCUAACGACUAAUAUUAUAAAACAGCAGUGUUGUUGCUAUUCAUUUAUGCUAAGUGCGUGGCAGCGAUGUGGUUGUCACUUCACGCAGCGUGUUUAAGAUGCCAGAGAGUUUGUAGAAGAAGCUUCGCCGCUUCUCUGUUCAAAUGUUCAAGACUCAGUGAUGCUAACGUCUCCCACUUCAGUCAUUCAGCGGGACGCCCUGCACCAACGUGCAAGGCACUUCUGUACAGACACCAUGGAGACCCUUCCCGAGUCGUUCAGUUGGAGGAUAUAGACCUGCCCCCUAUAGGUGCCAAAGAUGUCAUGGUUAAAGUGCUUGCAGCCCCAAUCAACCCAGCUGACAUAAACAUGAUUCAAGGUACUUAUGCUAUCCUGCCUGAUCUCCCAGCUGUUGGUGGAAAUGAGGGCGUGGCCCAGGUCGUGGAGGUGGGAAGCCAGGUGAAGUCCCUCAAAGCAGGAGACUGGGUCAUCCAAAGAGAUGCUGGCCUUGCAGGAACAUGGAGAACGGCAGCAGUGCUAUCUGAGGACAACCUAAUCUCACUGCCCAAUGACAUUCCCCUGCUGUCUGCUGCCACGCUGGCAGUGAAUCCCUGCACUGCCUUUAGGAUGCUCUCUGACUUUGAAGAUCUCAAGCCAGGUGAUACUGUGAUCCAGAAUUCAGCCAACAGUGGAGUUGGACAGGCUGUCAUACAAAUUGCUGCUGCAAGAGGAAUAAACACUAUCAACGUUAUCCGAGACAGACCAGAGUUCACACAGCUCUGCAAUAGGCUGAAGGCCAUUGGAGCCACUCACGUGAUCAAAGAAGAGGCCCUGAGGCGACCUGAAAUUAAGGAACUGUUCAAGACUUGUCCAAAACCUAAACUGGCAUUAAAUGGAGUUGGUGGCAAGAGUGCAACAGAACUGCUCCGUCAUCUACAGGUUGGAGGUUCUAUGGUGACAUACGGUGGGAUGUCAAAACAGCCAGUUACAGUUCCUGUGAGUGCUCUCAUUUUCAAGGAUGUGAAGGUCCGAGGAUUUUGGGUCACACAGUGGAAGAGAAAUAACUCGCAUGGAGCAUUUAAGGCCAUGCUGGAUGAACUGUGCUCCCUCAUCCAGAAGGGAAAGUUGGCCGCCCCUGCCUGCACCGAGGUCGGUUUCCAAGAGUAUCUAAAGGCUCUGGAUGCAUCUAUGCAGCCGUUUACUUCGGCUAAACAGGUGCUGAUCAUGUCAACUGACUGAGCUCAUCAACCAUUACAUUGCCAUGGUCACGGUGUAAGAACAGAAGUGCAACCUCGGGGCUGACAGAUUUGCAACAAUGUGUCAACACUUUUAAAACACAUACUCAACAAAUGUAUUAUCAAAUCAGGCUCAAAGUUCAGUAUCUGUCCUGACAUUGUAGGCGUUUACGGGCAGUAAUGUUAAUCUUAUUAAGUCUCUGUAAAGUUAUAAAAGCCAUCAUAGGACACACAUUAUAUGAUCUUAUCUGUUAUGUUUUGCAACAGGUAUCUUUCCCUCUAAGUUAAAUGAACCCAGUAAUGAAGAAGUGACAGCAAUAAUAUUGACUGAAACACAUUUAUUGUUGUGGAACCACUGAUGUCAACAACACUUCAGCUAAUAAAACAGUCCUAAUUACACGAGGUGGUGAUCUCUGGAUAAAUAAAUACUGUAAAGUCUGACAGUUUCAAAAGUCUGGAUAUGUAUUAGAAAGUCACAGUUACAAGUAGAAUACAACAAUACAAAUUUUUCAACGAGCUGUAAGUGAAGUGUUCAACCAGUGCCAAUAAACUGCGGUCACCAAAGAUUACUGAAGCCAAA
Molecule: messenger RNA, 1847 nt
Organism: Mugil cephalus (flathead mullet)
Lineage: Eukaryota; Metazoa; Chordata; Actinopteri; Mugiliformes; Mugilidae
Gene: mecr
Product: mitochondrial trans-2-enoyl-CoA reductase
Exons: 10
Coding region: 120-1271 (383 amino acids)
Biological process (GO): fatty acid metabolic process
Cellular component (GO): mitochondrion
Molecular function (GO): trans-2-enoyl-CoA reductase (NADPH) activity
Source: RefSeq, a predicted model, not a curated record